AUGGUAAGGGCUAUCGUUUUUUUGCUACUGUGUCUUCAGUUGCACCUCUUCCUGCAGGUUGCCUCUGCGGAGACCAGCUAUACCACGGCUGGGCUGCCGCGUGAAAAGCCCCAUGGCCCAGGUUGGGGAUACGCCAACCUGUCUGCGUGGCCAAGGUUGUGCCGAACAGGCAAACAGCAGAGCCCUGUCUCUUUCUCCGAGCUCAAACCGCAUGAAGUGGUCUACCUUAAGGGCGCCGAACCGCUUAUCUUCUCACGCGGAUGCACGUUUGCGGCAGAGAAAACAACGCUUAAAAUUUUAAACGAAGUUAAUACUAUAUCUGUGCGCUUGGUUCCCCUUAAUGACCCGCGUGAUGAGGUCCCAGGCCCCUGCACUGUCCUCGACCCCAUAGCCCCGGAUUUGCCUGAAUACCACCUUGUGUCAAUGCAUUUCCACUCACCCGCGGAACACGUCUUUCCACGCGCGGCCCCAGACGCGGAGCUGCACCUCGUAUUUGCUCAGGCGCAACCAUCGAAACUGGGGCGUCUUAUGGUAGUUGCGGUGCAGCUUCUUGCAUCGGACAGAACAAACACCACCUCGGUGGCAGAACUGCGCCACAUCCUACUUGAUGGCCCACUUCCCCCGAAGAACGCCUUUACGACAUGUACUUUGGAGAAAGAUCUCGCAGUUGAGGGACUACUACCACGACGCAGAAGUUUUCUCGCCUACACUGGAUCACUGACUACACCCCCGUGUACUGAGGGGGUUCGCUUUAUUGUCUUGACUUCCCCGCAGCUUAUGCCAAGGGAAGCAUUGGAGAUGCUCAACCUGGCCUUGAUGCGGGCUCGCUCAGGGAAUCACGACGGUAAUCGCAGACCAACACAGCCGCUGAAUGGGCGCGUGGUGUACCGCUACGUUGAUAGGAGUCACGUGCACAUGUCCAAGGGAGACAUGAAGGAUUACUUCCCGUACGGGUUUUCAGAUGCAGGAGUGUGGGGUAGUAUAAAUUUAACGACAGCAGCAACAUCCGAUGGGGUCGCCAGCUCACACCUCACUGCUCCUGGAGCCAACAACGCGUACGAAUCACGGGGAAAAUUUCAUGCAUGGCCCCGUUCAUUGCAACAAAAUGAAAAAACAAUCAUUAUCGCUGCUGCACUUCUCCUUUUUCUCGUAGCAGUUAUCUUGUACUGCUGGCGAAAUAUUAAGUUCAGUGCCGGGGUCGGGGAGAACGAGGUGGAAUCGCUGCUGCGCGUGCCAAGCGGAUACGGAACGAAUCGUUAG
This is a messenger RNA of Trypanosoma rangeli, 1260 nucleotides long. RefSeq names its product putative carbonic anhydrase-like protein. Gene Ontology annotation, molecular function: carbonate dehydratase activity; zinc ion binding. Lineage: Eukaryota; Euglenozoa; Kinetoplastea; Trypanosomatida; Trypanosomatidae. The transcript has a single exon. The record is from RefSeq and is a predicted model, not a curated record. The coding region runs from base 1 to 1260 and encodes 419 amino acids.